AUGAAGAUCCAGUGCGACUCGUGCGGCGUCGCGGCGGCCACGGUGGUGUGCUGCGCCGACGAGGCGGCGCUGUGCGCGCGCUGCGACGUGGACAUCCACGCCGCCAACAAGCUCGCCAGCAAGCACCAGAGGCUCCCGCUCGACGCGCUCGGCGCCAAGCUCCCGCGCUGCGACAUCUGCCAGGAGAAGGCCGCCUUCAUCUUCUGCGUCGAGGACAGGGCGCUCUUCUGCCGCGACUGCGACGAGCCCAUCCACGUCCCCGGCACGCUCUCCGGGAACCACCAGCGCUACCUCGCCACCGGCAUCCGCGUCGGCCUCGGCCCCGUCUCCGCCUGCGCCGCCGGGGACCACGGCGCCAGCCACGACGCCGACCACCCCGCCCCGCCCAAGCUCGCCUGCGAGCCCCAGCCGCCGGCCCAGCCCGCCGCCAGCGCGCAGCAGGUCCCCUCGCCGCCACAGUUCCUGCCGCAGGACUGGGGCGUCGACGAGCUCCUGCAGUUCUCGGACUACGAGUCCAGCGACAAGGUACUGCACAAGGACUCGGCUCUCGGCUUCAAGGAGCUGGAGUGGUUCACCGCGGACAUGGAGCUCUUCCACGAUCACGCGCCCAAGGGCGGCAGGGCGACCAUGGAGGUGCCCGAGUUCUUCGCCUCGCAGGCGGCAGACGACGCUGCCUACUACAGGCCGAGCAGAGUCGCCGCCACCGCCGGCUUGCGCCAGAGCAAGAAGGCCCGCGUCGAGAUCCCCGACGACGAGGACUUCUUCAUCGUGCCUGAUCUUGGCUAA
Triticum turgidum subsp. durum (durum wheat) is the source of this 786-nucleotide messenger RNA. The record is from the annotation of a GenBank genome assembly. Lineage: Eukaryota; Viridiplantae; Streptophyta; Magnoliopsida; Poales; Poaceae.